Camelina sativa (false flax) is the source of this 1695-nucleotide messenger RNA. Lineage: Eukaryota; Viridiplantae; Streptophyta; Magnoliopsida; Brassicales; Brassicaceae. The record is from RefSeq and is a predicted model, not a curated record.
UCAAGCUGUGGUUUAAACAGAGCAGAGAAAGCUGUUCUCUUUUUAUAUACGGUGAGAGGAAACGAGAGCUGAUAGAUAGAUAGAGAGAGAGAGAGAGAAACAGAGCUCAAGAUCACGAGCCCUUUUCUUCUUCUUUGGUCUUCAUCAUCGAGCGAUCAAAGGAACAAAAAAAAAAGAUCUCAAGAAACCCACUUGUUGUUGGUUAGAUACUUCACGGGUCUCUGAAACGUCUCUUUCUUACAACUAUAAAUUGAUCACCCCACUAGUCCUUCCCUCCUCUCAACGGCUCAAGUUACUACACGUCACACCCGUUUUUCAUUUCCUCGGAUGUCGAGGUGACGUUAGAUUAGAAAAAAAUUACUCUUCUUGAGGCAGAGAUUGUAGCUAGUUGCAGAGAGACAGCGGAAAGAGGUAAAAAAAAUGGAUCGACCAGCAGUGAGUGGUCCAAUGGAUUUGCCGAUUAUGCACGAUAGCGAUAGGUAUGAGCUCGUCAAAGAUAUUGGCUCCGGUAACUUUGGAGUUGCGAGAUUGAUGAGAGACAAGCAAAGUAACGAGCUUGUUGCUGUUAAAUAUAUCGAGAGAGGUGAGAAGAUAGAUGAAAAUGUAAAAAGGGAGAUAAUAAACCACAGGUCCUUAAGACAUCCAAAUAUCGUAAGAUUCAAAGAGGUCAUAUUAACUCCGACCCAUUUAGCCAUUGUUAUGGAAUAUGCAUCUGGAGGAGAACUCUUCGAGCGAAUCUGCAAUGCAGGCCGCUUCAGCGAAGACGAGGCAAGGUUCUUCUUCCAACAGCUCAUUUCAGGAGUUAGUUACUGUCAUGCUAUGCAAGUAUGUCACCGAGAUUUAAAGCUUGAGAAUACCUUAUUAGAUGGUAGCCCGGCUCCUCGACUAAAGAUUUGUGAUUUCGGAUAUUCUAAGUCCUCUGUGUUACAUUCACAGCCAAAAUCAACUGUUGGAACUCCUGCUUAUAUCGCUCCCGAGGUUUUACUAAAGAAAGAAUAUGAUGGAAAGGUUGCAGAUGUUUGGUCAUGUGGGGUAACUCUGUACGUCAUGCUUGUUGGAGCAUAUCCUUUCGAAGAUCCCGAGGAGCCAAAGAAUUUCAGGAAAACUAUACAUGUGAGAGUCUUUCUUCAUGCUUUAAUAGUUGAAACAUAUUAUGUUCACAUAUCUCCUGAAUGUCGCCAUUUGAUCUCCAGAAUAUUCGUUGCUGACCCUGCAAAGAGGAUAUCAAUUCCUGAAAUAAGCAACCACGAAUGGUUUCUGAAGAAUCUACCUGCAGAUCUCAUGAACGAUAACACAUUAAACAGUCAGUUUGAUGAAUCGGAUCAACCGGGACAAAGCAUAGAAGAGAUCAUGCAAAUCAUUGCAGAAGCAACUGUUCCUCCUGCAGGCACUCAGAAUCUGAACCAUUAUCUCACAGGAAGCUUGGACAUAGAUGACGAAAUGGAGGAAGACCUAGAGAGCGACCUCGAUGACCUUGACAUAGACAGUAGCGGAGAGAUUGUGUAUGCAAUGUGAUACCACCUCUAUGGUUUCUGCUACAAAAAUGUAAUAACAAAAAAAGUUGAAGAAUAAGGUGUCUUGUAUGCUAUUGAGAUUGUCCCAACUUUGUUAAUGGGGACACUUUGAAUCUUUGAUAUGCAAUCGACGGGUGUUUCUAAACAAAACUUGAAAAGAAAAAAAAAACAUUUUCAUCAA